Molecule: messenger RNA, 1146 nt
Organism: Eimeria necatrix
Lineage: Eukaryota; Apicomplexa; Conoidasida; Eucoccidiorida; Eimeriidae
Product: exosome complex exonuclease, putative
Exons: 4
Source: RefSeq, a predicted model, not a curated record
GCGUGGCAGCUGAGCGCGUUGGUGACCAUUGUGGCCGAAGACGGAAAUGCUGUUGCUGCUGCUGCUGCUGCGCUGCUGCUGUCUCUUUUGUCUUUCAAGCUGCAAAAAGUUGAUGCUGCAGCACUGGACCAGCAGCAGCAGCAGCAGCAGCAGCAGCUGCUGCUGCAGCAGCAGCUCAUGCCCCUCUGCCUCCUCUACAAGCCCCUGGCCUUCUCCUUCGCCUACGCGGCCGGCACAGACGCAGCAGCAGCAGCAGCAGCAGCAGAUGGUGCAGCAGCAGAUUCAGCAGCAGCAAUGGACCUGGAUGCGCCGGGAGGGACUGACCAGCAGCAGCAGCAGCAGCAGCAGCAGCAGCAGCAGCAGCAGUUUUGCUUCGUGGCAGACCCCACAGCACUUGAGGAAGCCAUCCUCCCCGGCAGGGUGGUGGUUUGUCUGGGCGAAACAGGAGAGUUGCACUUUAUGCAGAAGUUGGCGGGGCCGCCGCUGAGCCCCCAAGACCUGCAGCAAAUCCUAGACGCUGCAGUGGAAGGUUUGCCUGAGACAUUCGCUUUGCUGCACAAGGCCGUGGCUGACCACCAGGCAAAGCUGGAGCAGAUUAGAAGGCUCAACGCGCGCAGCAGGUAUUUGGAGGCCCCCAUAGAGCUAGAGGUGCCUCCGGCGCACACGUUGCCGCUGCCAGCAGCAGCAGCAGCAGCAGCAGCAGCAGCAGACCUAGGCGGAAAGCCUAUUGUUGAAGGAGUUGAUUUCUUGCAGCCUGCGAAGGCCCAGCUGCAGCAGCAACAAGCAGAAGCUAACGCUAGAGCUGCAGCAGCGCCAGCAGCAGCAACCGCUCCCGGGGCUGCUGCUGCAGUGGCAGCAAGUGCAGCAGGAGGUGCAGCAGCAGCAGCAGCAGCAGCAGCAGCUGGCAUAGCAGCAGCAGAGGACGCGCCUGCAACCAGAGGCACAGACGCGCGGCAGCAGCAGCAGCAGCAGCAGCUAAACGGCGAGCAACAGCACAGUUUGCGUGAGCAACAGCAGCAGCUACUGAAGCAGCAGCAGCAGCAGCAGCAGCAGCAGCGGCAGCAGCAGCAAAGCGACGAAGAGGAGGACGGCUUUGCCAGCGCUGCAACAGCAAGAAUGAAAAAGGGAAAAAGAGCGAGAGUAUAG